AUGGGCAAAACGAAAGACUCAGGGGUGGAGGAGAGACCCAAAUGGGACAACAAGGUUCAGUACCUGUUAACAUGUAUUGGCUAUGCAGUGGGACUUGGAAACGUCUGGCGAUUUCCUUAUCUGUGCCAAAUCUACGGAGGAGGUGCAUUCCUCAUCCCCUACCUAAUAGCGCUGGUGUUUGAGGGCCUCCCCCUGCUCUACCUGGAGCUGGCUAUAGGACAGAGGCUGCGCAUGGGCAGCAUCGGUGUCUGGAAUUCCAUCUCACCACUACUGGGUGGAGUCGGAAUUGCCUCCAUGUUGGUGUCAUUCCUGGUAGGCAUUUUCUACAACACCAUCCUGGCCUGGGUGCUGUGGUAUUUAUUUCACUCUUUCCAAAACCCCCUGCCUUGGAGCCAGUGUCCACUCAAUGAUAACCUCACAGGCUAUAAUGUGGAGUGUGAGAAGAGCACUCCAGUGAACUACUUUUGGUACCGGGAGACCCUGAACAUCACACCUGACAUCGAGACCAGUGGCUCCCUGCAGUGGUGGUUGGUCAUCUGUCUGGCCAGUGCCUGGUGUGUGGUCUACAUCUGCUUCAUCAAAGGCAUCGAGUCCGUGGGAAAGGCUGUGUAUGUGACAGCCACAUUCCCUUACCUGGUGCUGACUAUUUUCCUGAUCCGUGCCCUCACUCUGCCUGGAGCAACUGAUGGACUGGUGUACCUCUUCACUCCUGAUUGGGAGAUACUGAAGAACCCUCAGGUGUGGCUAGACGCUUCCACCCAGAUCUUCUUCUCUCUCUCUGUGGCCUCUGGAGGUCUCAUAGCUUUCUCCAGCUACAACGAAGAGAAAAACAACUGUGAGAGGGAUGCUGUUCUAGUAGGAUUAAUAAAUAGUGCCACAUCUCUCUACGCCUCCAUUCCCAUCUUCGCCAUCCUGGGAUUUAAAGCCACCACCGCCUACAACUCCUGUAUUAAGGGAAACAUCUUGGCUCUUACCAACUACUUUGAGUUUUCAGACCAGAACAUAACCGUGGAGAACUAUGAUCACUGGCUCGAGUAUUUAAAUGGAACAUCUCCAGGCGAGGUGGCCAGUCUGGACCUGACGUACUGUAACCUGCAAACCUUCAUUGACCAGAGCGCGUCAGGUACCGGCCUGGCUUUUAUUGUGUUCAGCGAAGCAGUGAUAGAGAUGCCAGGCUCGCAGAUAUGGGCAAUACUGUUCUUCGUCAUGCUCUUCAGCUUGGGUCUCUCCUCCAUGUUUGGCAACAUAGAGGGAGUCCUCACGCCCAUCAACGACCUCAAGCUAGUGCCUAAGUGGAUCCCAAAAGAACUUGUAACAGCGAUCAUCUGCUUGGUAGCCUUCUUGACGGCUCUCAUCUUCACCCAGGGUUCGGGGAACUACUGGUUUGAAGUCUUCAACAGCUACGUGGGCUCUGUACCUCUGCUAAUCGUUUCAUUAUUUGAGAUUACUGGAGUCAUUUAUGUCCAUGGAAUGAAAAAUUUCAAUGAAGACAUCUAUUUCAUGACUGGGAAUAGGCCUAACAUCUUCUGGAAGGCAUGCUGGAUGGUGAUCAGUCCUUUAAUUCUCCUGGUGGUGUUGAUUGCCUACGUGGUCGUCCAGGCACAGACAAUCCCAUCUUAUUCCACAUGGAACCCAGCCUAUGAACUAUUCCCCCAAACUGAAGUGAAGCCCUAUCCAGACUGGGUGUUUGCCAUAAUCAUCCUCCUCUGUGUAGUACCUGUGAUCUCCAUCCCUCUGGUGGCUCUCUACAAACUGAUCUGCUGUAGAAUCAGGAAGUCCUCUGCUCGCACCGACCUAAAUCCCUACUGCAACAAUGGCUUUGAGGUUGAAACACAGGAACAGAAGAACCAGAGAGCUUAA
Messenger RNA from Perca flavescens (yellow perch), 1860 nucleotides. RefSeq names its product sodium-dependent neutral amino acid transporter B(0)AT3. Gene Ontology annotation, cellular component: plasma membrane. The record is from RefSeq and is a predicted model, not a curated record. The transcript has 12 exons. Gene Ontology annotation, biological process: sodium ion transmembrane transport; nitrogen compound transport; amino acid transport. NCBI's taxonomy places the organism in Eukaryota, Metazoa, Chordata, Actinopteri, Perciformes, Percidae. The coding region runs from base 1 to 1860 and encodes 619 amino acids.